AUGAACAACGUGAGAGAGAGCAACUACCCAUGUAUUUUGGUAGAGCAACAUCCAUCAGUCAAGGUAGAUAAGAAAAUGCAUGAGGAUUAUAGAGAAAUGGUAGGUUCUCUGCGUUAUCUGUCAAACAAAACAAGACCCGAUAUUAGUUAUCACGUAGGCUAUUGUUCAAGACAUCAAAACAGUCCAAAUGUAAAUGAUCUAAAUAAUGUUAAAAAUAUCUUGAAGUUUAUUAAAGGUUCAAAAGAAAAAGGUAUUCAUUAUAGUAAAGGUGACAAAAUAUUAAGAGGCUUUUGUGAUUCUGAUUUCGCUGGUGAUCCGGAUACGAGACGAAGUACUUCUGGUUUUGUGAUUUGGAUGAAUGGUGGACCAGUCGCAUGGAGCUCAAGAAAGCAAUCAGUGGUGGCACUUUCGAGCACAGAGGCCGAGUACAUAGCUGCUGCAGAAUGUUGUAAGGAACUGUUAUAUAUAAGAGAUCUGGUAAAAGAAAUUACAAACGAAAAUCUAGUCAUUGAAAUGCGAGUAGAUAACCAAUCUGCAAUUUGGCUUAUGAAGAAAGGAAUUAUGAAUAAAAGGAGCAAGCAUAUCGACGUUAAAUAUUAUUAUUUAAAAGAAAAGAUCGAUGAAAACAGGAUUGAAGUCAAAUAUUGUCCAACUGGGUCACAGGCUGCGGAUAUCUUAACGAAAAGUUUACCCAGGAUUAAAUUUGAAAGUUGUCAAAAGAAACUAGUGUCGUAG
Molecule: messenger RNA, 735 nt
Organism: Leptosia nina
Lineage: Eukaryota; Metazoa; Arthropoda; Insecta; Lepidoptera; Pieridae
Source: the annotation of a GenBank genome assembly